Messenger RNA from Leptinotarsa decemlineata (Colorado potato beetle), 2735 nucleotides. RefSeq lists its product as uncharacterized. NCBI's taxonomy places the organism in Eukaryota, Metazoa, Arthropoda, Insecta, Coleoptera, Chrysomelidae. Gene Ontology annotation, cellular component: nucleus. The record is from RefSeq and is a predicted model, not a curated record. Gene Ontology annotation, biological process: regulation of transcription by RNA polymerase II.
AAAGUGUCAACAUUAAUGCAUAAUGUCAUAAAUUAUAAAUUUAGAUUUUACAGUUUUAUUUUAUUUUAGAUAAUAAUUUUUUCAUUAAUCAUUUCAUAUUUGGAAAUAGACUACCAUGGCUACUUGGAUCGGAAAAUUAGAGAAUCAAAACCCAAAUAAUGAUAAUUUCGAAAAUAUAGUGCUAACUCAUGAUCUACAAGACUGCCUAGAAGAAAGUUUUGACUUCAAUUUCAACAAUAUUUACUCAUCAGAUGAUAAAAUACCAAAUAAAAUUGAUUCUUCGAAUCCCAAACAAGCUAUAAAAAUUAAAAAUUUGGAGAAAGAUGGAUUCGUUCAGCACACAGUCUCUUUAGAUGAAAUUUAUAUGCAAAUCAAUCCUGGAUCAUCAAACAGAAUGCCAGACAAUCCAUCACACGCUACCUUGACAAUAACUUCGACCAAUCCCCAUACCAAAGAAACGACUGUGAAUAGAUUCAAUUGUGAAUAUGAUGGCUGCUCAAGGACUUACAGUACUGUGGGAAAUUUGAGGACUCAUAUGAAGACUCAUAAAGGUGAAUUCAGGUUCAAAUGUUCAGAGCCGAGUUGUGGCAAAGCCUUCCUCACUUCCUACAGUUUGAAAAUACAUAUCAGAGUUCAUACGAAGGUCAAACCAUUCGAAUGCGGCGAGGACGGUUGCGACAAAGCAUUCAACACUCUGUAUAGGUUAAGGGCACACGAACGAUUGCAUAAUGGUAAAACCUUCAAUUGUGAAUCAGAGGGAUGCUUCAAAUUUUUCACUACUCUAAGCGACCUUAAAAAACACGUUAGAACUCACACAAGAGAAAAACCUUAUAAAUGCAAAGAAUCCGGAUGUGGUAAAGCAUUCACCGCCAGUCAUCAUCUCAAGACCCACCAAAGAAUACACACUGGAGAAAAACCUUACGCUUGCAACGAAACAAACGAAUGUCACAGAGCUUUCUCUACCUCUCAUAGUUUGAAAUCGCAUAUCAAAACUCAUCAGAAACAAGAAAAAAUCCAAGAAGUGGACAUAGAGAAUAUUAAAUGUGCAUCUUCUGUUGAGAUAUCGAAUUCUGAAGCGCUGCAAACUCAUUCAACUGUACCGGAAAAUGCAGACACAAUAAAUGAUAGUGGUUCUGGGGAUAAUUUGCGAGCAGAUGAGAGUAAACCUAUCGAAGAAAAUCGUAUCGACACGUUGGCAGAGCGAGGAACAGAAACCAUACAAAUUCAGGAGUUAGAGACACCGCAAACUGGUAAUUUAGCUUUCAUUUUUGAGGACACUCAUGAUAUGAAGUUUCAUGAAAAACUCACUUUAGAUUGGAAACAAUUUAAAAACUCUGACCUUCACGAACAAAUUUAUCAGGAAUUAUCAUCUGAGCAAAAUCAAGUACCUGCUAAGGAUGCUGUUGCAGAUUCUACACUGAACUUUGAUAAUAUAUACUACAACCUGACGUCAACAGCACCUGACAAUUUACUUAACAAUGGUUACAAUGUCAGUCAAAAUGCGUCGGAAAAGUACGCUGCUGUUGUUGAAGAGGAAUACGAGAUGGCAAAUAGAUUGAAAGACUACGCUACAGUAACCACCGAGAACAUACCACUUCAGCUAUUAUUCAACAUCGGUACAGAAAAUGUUGAGAACGGCAAAGAAGAUGAGACAUUGAUCAACGACGUUCAGGUGGAAUUAGAAGAAAACUCUGUUAUAUCGGAGUUCCAAAACUUGAGUGAAAUCAAUGCUGGGACAGAUCCACAGAAUUCAAUGUAUCUAUCCAAUAAUAACGCCAGAGUUGAUACGGCUAAAGUGGGCUUUAUAAGUGUCGAAAAUAUAUUAUUGCAGGCGAAUCCUGGAAAUGACCAACUAACUGGAGAGACUGUUACCACCUUAGAUAAUGAACUGUACCUAACAGAGAGUUUUGGACUCUCUCUACCAUCUGACAGUGAAAUGUCUUCACAGUGGACGGACGUAAAUCAGCCUGACAUCAAUUUUGUGGGUAAUUAUCAGGAGAACAACAAUGGAAGUAGUUUACCUUCCUCCCUGAUUGGACUUCAGACAUAUCCAGAUGCGUCACACGCUCAGAUUCCUCUGGAUAUCACUGAUGACUUGAAUGCGAUUCUGGGCGUUAGCAGCGAUGUUAACGAAACUACUAGUAGUAAUCUUACACUUGGAGCUACAGAACAAAAUUGUAAGGAUUGUGGGAGUGCCCAAUCCUGCGAAACUGAAAAUAAUCAGAGAGGCAGUAGUUUGAAUGAUCCACAAGCUACUCUCUUGAACAAUAAUGCACCUUUGUGUGAACAGAACAAGGGAAAUAGUUUUAAUAUCCAACCAGCUGCUGGCAGUCAGAACACAACGAGUAAUUCUUGUUGCAGUGGUGGUAGUACAUGCCAUUCAAAGUGUUCUGUGUCAAACUCGUCCUCUCAGUCAUUGAGUCAGGACACCUCACCAACUUCAGAGUGCUUGGGUACCACUAACGCCGUCAAGAUGAUAAUGGCAAAUAACCCGAGUUGUAGGGAAAAGGCCGACAAUUGUUGCGUUGUGGUUUGCCUGAGAACGAUGGAUCAGUUGAAGCAGAUGCUGAGCUUGGCGACUGGCUGCAGUGGCUUUAGUACCUUGAAAUUGGGUUGUGUGAAGGCUGAUUUGUGUACUGUGCCAAAGUGAUGCUAGUGAAUAUGACAAAGACUUUGUUCGUUUUCUCUAAAAAAAAAUUUCGAGGAGCUGGUUAAUAUUUUAAAUUGUGGCCCUA